Molecule: messenger RNA, 8957 nt
Organism: Dunckerocampus dactyliophorus (ringed pipefish)
Lineage: Eukaryota; Metazoa; Chordata; Actinopteri; Syngnathiformes; Syngnathidae
Gene: lonp2
Product: lon peptidase 2, peroxisomal
Exons: 17
Coding region: 191-2719 (842 amino acids)
Biological process (GO): protein quality control for misfolded or incompletely synthesized proteins; protein catabolic process; protein processing
Cellular component (GO): peroxisomal matrix
Molecular function (GO): ATP hydrolysis activity; ATP binding; ATP-dependent peptidase activity
Source: RefSeq, a predicted model, not a curated record
UUGGGUUUUAAACGUCCUAACAGGCUUGCAUAAAUAGUUAUACUUUGAAAAGAAUAACAGGAAGUGCUUAGACUUCCGCGCUGGAAAGUUUGACAGCCAAAGGCGAAUGUCAACACACUCGACAACACAGCUGCGAAGUCACUUUUUUAUUGCCGAAUUACAGUAGCCAGAGUUCUUAAACUGUCGAACAAUGUCCUCCUUGAGCGGGAUUAAGAUACCUAACCGCCUUCCCUUGCUUCUGACCCACGAAGGAGUGCUCCUCCCGGGUUCCACAAUCCGAUUCAGCUUGGAUACUCCUCGGAACAUGCACUUGAUCAAGCAGCGCCUGCUGAAAGGGACUUCACUCAAAAGCACGAUCAUUGGAGUGAUUCCCAACACCAGAGACCCCCAGAAGGAUACAGAAGACCUGCCCACGUUGCACAAAAUCGGUACAGCGGGGAUCGCAGUCCAGGUCGUGGGCAGUAAUUGGCCAAAGCCCCACUAUACCCUUCUCAUCACUGGAUUGUGCCGCUUCAGCGUGUCAAGCCUGCUGACGGAUCGACCCUUUGUAUUAGCAGAGGUGGAACAGUUGGAUAAACUGGAACAUUACACUACCCCGGGAGGGCGGGUCACAGCAGAAGAUGGAGAGCUACACGAGUUGUCCCAGAAAUUCUACCAGGCUGCGUUACAGUUGUUAGGUAUGUUGGACGUGUCUGUUCCAGUAGUGGCCAAAUUCCGGCGUCUGUUGGACAGCCUUCCCAAGGAAACUCUUCCGGAUGUUGUUGCGUCUAUGAUCCGCACCUCAAACAAGGAGAAAUUGCAGGUCCUGGAUGCUGUUAGCUUGGAGGAGCGCUUUAAGAAAACACUGCCCAUGCUGACCAGACAGAUAGAAGGGCUAAAACUGCUGCAGAAAACGAGGAAAAUGAUGCCUGACCAGGAAAAGAAGGUGUUAACUGUGCACAAAGGCGGGGUGUUUCCGGGCCGGCAGUUUGAUCUAAAUGAGGAGGAUGAGGACGAGGACGGGGAUGACACGGCCUUCUUGGAGAGGAAGGUUCAUGGGUCCAACAUGCCUGAAGCAGCUCUUAGAGUUUGCCUAAAGGAGCUUAAAAGACUAAAGAAGAUGCCACAGUCCAUGCCUGAGUAUGCCCUCACUCGAAACUACUUGGACUUGAUGGUAGAGCUUCCAUGGAGCAAAAGCACCAAAGACUGUUUAGAUAUCCGAGGUGCCCGGACUUUAUUGGAUAAUGAUCACUAUGCAAUGGACAAGCUGAAGAGACGUGUGCUGGAGUACCUUGCUGUUCGACAGCUCAAAGCUUCACUGAAGGGCCCUAUCCUUUGCUUUGUGGGACCGCCAGGAGUUGGUAAGACCAGUGUCGGACGCUCCAUCGCUAAGACUCUCGGCAGAGAGUUCCACCGCAUUGCUCUUGGGGGUGUUUGUGACCAGUCGGACAUUCGAGGACACAGGCGUACAUACGUAGGCAGCAUGCCGGGCCGCAUCAUCAACGGCUUGAAGACAGUGGGGGUCAAUAAUCCAGUUUUCCUCCUGGAUGAAGUGGACAAACUGGGGAAGAGCCUGCAAGGAGAUCCCGCAGCUGCACUGCUAGAGGUGCUAGACCCGGAGCAGAACCACAGCUUCACAGACCAUUAUCUCAACGUGGCGUUUGAUCUCUCGCAAGUGCUCUUUAUUGCCACUGCCAACACCACAGCAACCAUUCCCCCCGCCCUCCUGGACAGGAUGGAAGUGCUACAGGUGCCUGGCUACACCCAGGAGGAGAAGGUGGAGAUAACUCACCGGCACCUGAUCCCAAACCAACUGGAGCAGCAUGGAUUAACAGCUCAACAACUGCAUAUACCACCAGACACUACAAAGGAAAUUAUAAACAGGUACACGCGUGAGGCGGGCGUGCGCUCCCUGGAGAGGAAGAUGGGCGCAAUCUGUCGAGCUGUGGCUGUGAAGAUUGCUGAAAACCAAAGAGAUUCCAAAAGCGAGGAUUUGACCCCUGAGUGUCAAACACAGCAAGGAGAUAAGACGGCGCCCCCAGAGAUGCCGAUCGUGAUCGACCACGCGGCCCUCAAAGACAUCCUUGGAGCGCCGAUCUUCGACAUGGAGGUGUCGGAGCGGCUCACCCUACCCGGCGUGGCCCUUGGCCUCGCCUGGACCCCUUUUGGUGGGGAGAUCAUGUUCGUGGAGGCCAGUCGCACAGAGGGCGAGGGUCAGCUGACUCUUACAGGUCAGCUGGGAGACGUCAUGAAAGAGUCGGCACAUCUGUCCAUCAGCUGGCUCAGGGCAAACGCUAAAACCUACCAGCUCACCAACAUGGCGGGGGGUCCAGACCCGCUAGAAGGCACAGACAUCCAUCUCCACUUCCCCGCAGGAGCCGUCACCAAGGACGGCCCCUCUGCUGGUGUUACCAUAGUAACCUGCCUGGCCUCUCUGUUUAGUGGCCAACUGGUGCGAUCCGAUGUCGCCAUGACGGGAGAGAUCACGCUUAGAGGGCUGGUGCUGCCGGUAGGUGGGAUCAAAGACAAGGUCCUGGCGGCCCACAGGGCGGGCGUGAAGCGAGUCAUUCUCCCCAAACGCAACGAAAAGGACCUGGACGAGCUCCCGGCAAACGUGCGGGCCGACCUCGACUUUGUCACCGCCGCCGACCUGGACCAGGUGCUGAACGCCGCCUUUGACGGAGGCUUCCCGGGGACGGUCGGCACGCACGCGCUGCCUCAGCUGAGUAGCAAGCUGUGACACAGCCACUGGUGACUUGGCAAUUUAGUCAGCGGUUUCCCCCAAUUCUGAAUUUGUCAGAGCCUUUUAGCCUUGCCGUGUGCCACCUAGGGGCCUAACACUGUCAUGACGCACAUGAUUAGGAAUAAGAGCAGGAGACACAAAUGAAUAUAAAAGAUGGGCCAACGCAGCAGUAGAGAUUGGCUGCUUUUCUUUCAGGGUGGAAUCUAAUUAAAAGCUGUUUUUGAAGUCUACAAAGAAAAGAAAGACGUUUUUACUUUCUAGUUUUUUUUAGUCAGACUGUCAGAUGCAGUGGUUUUGGAGUUCUGUGAAACACACAGAGACAGUAAUGUCAACCAUGUGUGUUCAGUGUGGUUUUAAUAGAUAACACUAUCAAAAGCUUACCGGACUUUAGUGGAACAUGUCUCUCUCACACACACACACACGCACGCACGCACGCACGCACGCACCUCAUCAAAUUCUUAAGACAAGUUGAAAAAUUGCUAAGCAGAGCUACAAUAUGCAAAAGCAAGAAGGGGGAGUGAGACAAAAAACAUCUGGAACUUGCAAUUUAAACACACAAAAAAAACCUGCAAUAGGUUGUUUAUCAGCUGAUCAAAAGUUUAAGACCACAGGCUAGAAAAGCCAAAAUCUGCUCAAAGUUAUCAUUUUGUGUCAGGCAUUCACACCGUCAUGUCCUCCUGAUGGCUAAAGCUAAGAAGCGUUCUCUUUUUCAACGUGGUGGGAUUGUGGAGCUGCAUAAGCAAGGCCUCUCGCAGCGUGCCACGGCUGCUGAGCUUGGGAGCAGUAAGACAUUCAAGUCAUUCUACGUUUUUUGAAAGAUCCUCAGCAUUAUGGAAAAAAAAAGUCAAGAAGUAAGAGUCAAAAGAUCACACCUGCACUGAGCCGGAGGAUCCGAUUGGCUGUAUCAAGACUGCGGGGAAAAGGGUUUAAAAAAGGAAUUCAAAGACCUCGUCUCCUUCAACGCCACACAACUUCCCGUUUAGACUUUGCCAGGGAGCAUCAAACAUGGGACAUUGAAAGGUGGAACAAAGUUUUAUUCUUUGAUGAGAAAAGUGUAACCUUGACGGUCCAGAUGGCUUCCAGCGUUACUGACAAGGAGAUCCCACCUGAGAUGUUGUGGAUGGGGGUCCAUCAUGAUCUGGGGUGCUUUUUCAUUCAGUGGAACACCAGAGCUUCAGUUGAUGCGGGGUCGUCAAAUGGCAGCCGCUUACGUGCAGAUGUUGCAGCGGGCAUCCCUCAUGACCGAGGGCCCUCAUCUGUGUGGUAACAGCUGGGUUCUUCAACAGGACCACGCUGCAGUUCACAAUGCUCGAUUGACCAAGGACUUCUUCAGGGAGAAUAACAUCACUCUUGUGGACCAUCCUGCAUGUUCCCCUCAUUUAAAUCCCAUAGAGAACAUUUGGGGAUGGAUGGCCAUCAGUUCCAGACAGUUGAUGCCCUUGGUGAAGCCAUCUUCAUCACUUGGAGCAAUGUUCCCACUAGCCUCCUGGAAACACUCGCAUCAAGCACGCCCAAAGCAGUUUUGGAAGUGAUGAAGAAGAACGGUGGAGCUCCUCAUUACUGAGUCCUACUGAGAACAUUUUUUGUUCUGGUUUGAAGAGUUUUUUGUUAUUUUUUGAGCGAUGGUCUUAAACUUUUGAUCAGCUGAUAAACAGCCUGUUUCAGUUGAAUUGUUGUUUGCAAUAAAUGACUUUUUCAAAAUGUUUUUUGUCUCACUCCCCCUUCUUGUUUUUGCAUAUUGUAGCUCUACUUAAAACCUCAUUAAGAUCCAAAUGUGCAAAAUGCUAAUUCUAGCAAUUUUUCAACUGGUCUUAAGAUUUUGAUCAGGAGUGUAUAUUGCACCCAGCACGUCUUCCCAAUGCAACUUGUGUGCAUUUCCCCCCGCCCCAUAAAUGAAGGCUGACAGUGUUGUGCAUGAACAAGAGAUGCCGGAUAGAUGCUAGCUGAUCAUUUUAAAGCUGCUAAAGGAUGAAGAAGAUCUCGAGGGACGACACUAGCAUGUAAGGCAGCCCUUCUCAAACAGUGGGGCAGAGGGGGUGUUCAGUGUCAGUGUCUCCAUGUCAGCGGUGCAGUCUAAAAAUAUGACUGAACAGGAAAAUUUAAAAAAAAAAAAAAAACAGAAAAGUUGUAAUCAGAAAAAGUCUUAAUUUUAUGAUUUUAGUAGCAUAAAGUUGACAUUUUAUUUAAAUAAGUAUUAAUAUGAGAAAUGAAUAAAAAUUUAUUGGCUUUUUUGGAAAAUUAGGUUGGGGAAAAAGAGGCGUAAAGUCAAAAGUUUGUGAAUCAAGUCACAAUUACUAGAAAAGAAUUUACAAGACGAAUCAUUAAAAAAACAGCUGUAAUUUUACAAGAAUAAAGUCAAAAUAGGGGAAAAAAAAUUGUAUAAUAAUGAGAAAAAAGUGACAAGAAUUAACUCGAAAUACGAGGAACAGUAAUGUCACUUUAGUAGCAGAGUGGACAUAUUAAAGAAAAAUAUAUAUAUAUAUUUUUUCGUAGGAAUAUGAAAAACAAAACUUAAUUUUUGGAAAAUUAGGUUGGAGGAAAAAGUUAUAAUAUGGGAAUAAAGUCAAAAUAUAAUGUGAAGAAAAAUGACAAAUCUUAUUUACGAAGAAAGCUUAAAUAUUUUGAAACUUAAAACAGCAGUAAUGGAAAAAAAGAGCAAAGUUGAUAAUACGCUUUGUCACAAAAGUUUUGUUUUUUUUAACUUGUUAGCGUUGCAAAAAUAUCAAAGUGGCCCUUGCAGUGGACAUGUUCUUGUACGUAUGUAUGUAUGUAUUUGUUUCAGACGCCUCUGCACACUUUAGGGCUGGGGUGUCCAAACUUUUUGUGGCGAUUUGGGUAAAUGCCUUAAAACGGGGGUGUCCAAACUUUUCCGCCCCCAAGGGCCACAUAUUGAAAUGUGAAAGAAUUUGUGCAACUUUGAUGCUGAGAAGUUAUUUCUACCUUACUUUAUUCUCAUAAUACUUUGACUUUAUUCCUACAGUGUUAGAACUUCUUCCCCAAAAUUUUCUUUUGUACUGUUUUUCAUUAUAUGACUUUGAAAAAUAAUGGUUUAUUUUUUAAUAUUUGAACUCUAUGGUACUAAAUUUCCAUUAUUAUUCAUCAUAAUAUUUAUUCUCCUAAAAAUUGUGCCUUUUUUUCCUCGUUAAUGUAAGUCUUAUUUCUCUGAAAAUAUUUUGACUUUAUUUCCAUAAAAUGAAUUUCUCCGUUUUUGCUUUUGUUUAAGUAUUCCAACUCUUUCAACCUUCUUCACGUGAUUAUGACUUUAUUCCCCAUAAACUCGUAACAUAGCUUUUUCUCACAACCUAUUUUUCCAAAUAUGGCAACUUUAUUCAUCGGUUUGUACGACAAAGUAUUAGGACCACACUGAAAAACUCAAACAACCAAAACUGAGAUUUCGAGAAUAGUAGUAAAUUUCCGAGAAUAAAGUUGUAAAUUUCCGAGAAAAAAAGAGUCAUAUUGCGAGUCAUAUUGAAAAAAAAAUAACUUGUCACUUUGUUACAGGCAUUGCCUGAGACAGCUAUGAAAAGGGGGGACUUAUGUGACCUUUGGCAUCUCAUUAGAUAACUUUUUCCUGUAAAUAUUUUGACUUUAUUCUUGUAAAAUUACUGACCAAUAAAUAAUAUGCGGACCAAUAAAACUAAAAGAGCCGGGGGGCUUUGGAACGUUCCAGAGGGUGUUUUGUACGGCGCUUUGAGCUGUGUGAGAAAUGGCCAGUCAGUCUGUCACACUUUGGCUUUCAAUAAGAGCACCACCAUGUGGGAUGUUUCUCAGAAAGAUACUAGCACAGGCAACACAGCACGGGUGCAUGUUUUGCCACAUGUUCACCCUUUUGUGUGCAGCGGUUCACGAGUCACCUUACACAACAAAUACAGACGUGGGGAAAAAAAGAAAGUCACCGCGGAGUCAUCUGGGACAGCCUCUUUUGUUGCAUAUCGUCUUGCUUUCAUGUCAUGAGUUAUGCGCCACCACAUACGCUCAUCUUUAACCGAUUGUUUCUGUGCGGGAUUGUGCAAAAAAAAAAAAAAAAGCACCCCGCUUCUUUCCUGUUUCUUGUUAAACACUUUCAAGUGCGCCCCGAGGAAGAAAAUAUGCUGAGCUCGACCCUCUCCCCAUCUUCCUGGUAUUCCACUGAGCCCUCGACAUUACAUCCACAAGUAAGUUGCGUUCCGGGACAGAUGGAACGGGAGUCACGGCGUAACCUUUAGCCUGGUUGUCAGGCUAGCUCUAGCGCAAUGGUCACCAACAUUUUGGAGCCCGAGAUCUCGGUCUCGGCGAGGCGUAUGGGCGUGGUCAGUGCUCAAAAGGCAUGCCUGUUGGUCAUUCUCAGGGAGGGCACUGAUGUAAUAACACUUUUUUUCCCCUAAUAUUCUUGCGAUCGACCGGCAAAGUCCCACAGAUUGACUAGUAUCUCAUGAUCACCAGGUUGGUGACCUGACCUCUGCGUCUAGCAGGCUAGAGAAUGCCUUUUUCUUAUAUUAACUUGUGUUCACAACUCUGCGAUGGGCUGGCGACCUCUCGCCUGAAGUCAGCUGGGAUAGGCUCCAGCAUACCCCCGCAACCCGAGCGAGGAUAAGCGGCAUCAAAAAUGGAUGGAUGGUGUUCACAACUGUGGUGCGUUCAAGGAUGGACGAAAUCUUACCACUUGAGGAAAAAAAAAAACAUUCAGUGAAGCAUGAAGGCAGACAUGAAAAAAUGGUGGGCUUUGUAACAGUGGUACAUGUAGGCUGUACGUGUUCCUGUAUGUUUUUUUAUACUAAAAACCUGCGAGACCGAGUGUGUGACAAAAGGCUCGCUCUGUUCAUGCCAUUGUUCUACGGCACAAACACGGCCAGGUGCUGAAAGCAAUGCACAGAGUGAGCCCACUUCCUACAGACACGCAUGCACGUGGCAAUAUAUCAAAGCCGGCAAAAUGAUCUAACAAGAAGUCUCGUCAUGUUUUAAUCUCGGAUAAUUGCAAUUCAUACAUUUUUCCACUGUGCAUUUAUACCGUAUGAAAACCACACUUCUCCUAUAAGCACAUAGAUGAUGUUCUCGUAUAUACUGUAGCCAUAUGACUUUGGCAAUGAACAGUAUGAGCUUCUGGCCAAAUUCUUUGCAACCACAGAGCAGAGGACUUGGGAAAGGUCAUUGCAAAGGCCUCAGGGACAUCCAAGGUCAUCCUCCUAUCAGCCCAGCCAGCUGUGCAGGUUCGUUUUAUUUAAAAAUAUACACGUGUGAUUCAGUCACCUUACAGUUUGCAUUUACCACACAUUUGCAGUGUAGGAACUGUUGCUAAUUCUUUGCUAUUCAUCUUCAUGCUUGACAUUGCUACACUGUCAGUGCCAAUUAAAAAUGAGCAAAAUGAAUGUUGUGGCCGGUGUUAUCAGAGAAAUUCAGAUGAUUAUGCAGAUUAGAUUUAGUGAAAACAAUGGUCAACCCAAGGAAAAACAUUAGCAUAGCUUGUGCCCCUUCUACUUUGAGGCAGACAGGAUGGUGAUUGAAGGCAGUGCAAUCUGCAUGCAGUCGCCUGUGUUAGCGUCAUUUCAAGGCAGCCGUGUGACCUCUCACGCUGCUCUUCAGCUCAACUCUGACGAAGGGACCCUGAACCUGUCCACGACCUUCUAAAUACGCUUUGUAACAUCAUUAGGGCCCUCAAGACAAGAAACACUCGUAGUCACCUUUCCACUCGUGUUAUCCGAUAUAGUAGAACAGUUACGGCAUAAAUAAGACCAGUGUGUUGCUAAAUGAGUUUCUAGAGGACUGGAGUGGCGGGAUGGACAGAAAGUGACGUCAGGGAUUUAGAGUUGAGUUUUAGCUUGGCGUGCAACAGUAACCCAUGUUUUUAUUAGAGAUUAUUGUGCCUGUGUGAGAUCAUUCAAACAUGCAAUAAAAGGCGAUCAAGUCUGGUGCUUGUCUCUCUCACAGAACAUUACAGUAUCAUUACUGACACCUAGUGACUAGUGUAGAGUACCAUAUACUGCAUAUCGCUGCGCUCUUGGGGUCAUUUUGGUUGGCCGGCCAAUCAUGGAAAAGUUCACCACUAUUACAUGUUUGUGGAUAAUAGCUCUCACUGUGGUUCUCUGGAGUCCCAAAGCUUUACAAAUGGCUUUAUAACCUUUUCUUCUCUGAUCUCAAAGUUAUGUUUUAACCAUCACUUUUUCCACACAGGGCCUGAUAUCUUUGGAUUGUUUUUCUUCCUUAAUAAAAUGUUUGAAACCUGACAUACUUUAAAGUGUGACAAACAGGCAAAUAUAUA